UGGACAUGACACCAGGCACAGUGAGUCAGACGGCACAAGAAGGAGAGAGUGACAACAGAAAGUAGCUACUGCGCUGAAGGGGGCUACAGUAUUGCUGUGUUGAGUAGAGACUGACAACAGAAAGUAGCCACUGCGCUGAAGGGGGCUACAGUAUUACUGUGUUGAGGAGAGAGUGGUACCCUACACUAUCCUGUGCUACUGUUGCUGCUACGGCCAUGGGGACCAGGGUCCUGCUUCUCUCCAUCUUAAUGAUUUCUUUCAACUGGUCCAUGGGGGCUGUCAUCACUGGGGCGUGUGAUAGAGAUGUUCAGUGUGGGUUUGGUCUAUGCUGUGCUGUCAGCCUGUGGCUUAGGGGACUGCGGAUGUGUAUACCACGAGGGGAAGAGGGGGACGAGUGCCACCCCUUCAGUCACAAGGUGCCCUAUCCAGGAAAAAGACAGCAUCACACCUGUCCAUGUCUUCCUCAUUUGGUCUGUACCAGCUACACAGGUAGCACAUACAGGUGUACCAAAGACUUCAAAAACCUAGACUUUUGAUGACAGGGGAGGAAGAAGAGGAGAGAGAAGAAGAGGAGAAAGAUGGGAAACAAUGAAAGCAGCACAUUCAAUCACACACGACCUUCACUCUUUUCCUUCUACUUAGUCUUUGUUCUAUAUACUAUAGGAACUGUUAUAUUUCAUGAGAAUAUAACAUCUGUAAAUACACCUCACUGUGCCCCACUGGCCACCAAAGACAUACCAAGACAAUAUAUACAUGCUAAACUGUGCCAAGAAAUAUACAUAGCUAAAUGUUUUCUUUUUUAAUGUAUGUACCAAUUUUAUUUAUUUUAUUUUAUUUUACCUUUAUUUAACCAGGUAGGCAAGUUGAGAACAAGUUCUCAUUUACAAUUGCAGACUAUAGUUUUAAUACACAGGCCUGUCAAAAGCUUGAUGCAAAUCAUAAUAAUAUACGGUUUAAUUCAUAUGCAAAUGUAAUGUUUUUAUUUAUGAUCAACAUUUUUGCUAAUUAAACUCACUGUAUCAUACCACUGUAUCAUACCACUGUAUCAUACCACUGUGAAAAAUAUGUACUUACACUGUGUGUUGUUAUGUAAGUAAUUAUGUAAGUUAUAUAUACACUGAACA
Oncorhynchus kisutch (coho salmon) is the source of this 1124-nucleotide messenger RNA. It is a transcript of the gene prok1, whose product is annotated as prokineticin 1. Bases 216 to 536 code for a protein of 106 amino acids. The record is from RefSeq and is a predicted model, not a curated record. Gene Ontology annotation, biological process: endothelial cell proliferation. The transcript has 3 exons. Lineage: Eukaryota; Metazoa; Chordata; Actinopteri; Salmoniformes; Salmonidae.